AUGUCAGAAACUGAUCAUUCUGAAACAAGCGAAUCUACAAUUGAACCAUUACAAUUUGAAAAGAUUUUAGAAAACUUGGAACAUGGAGCAGAAGAUGCUAAAGAAUCACAAGAUUUCUUAUCGUACUCCACUUUACUUGAUAUUUAUUUAAAUGAUCCUACUAAGUAUUCCAACGACGAAAAGGAACAAUUAAUGGGUCAUUUAUUAGAUAUUUUAACCAAUAAUAAAGACUUGACUUUUGAAAUUGGCUGGGAUUUACCUCAGUUGGUUAUUUUAUACAUUGAAUCCGAUUACGAUUUCAAAGGUCCAAUUAGAUCGUCUCCUUGUGUUUAUAAAAUAUUGAAAAUAUUUGAAACAUUAGCAAUCAACGGGAACCCUAAGGAAUUGUUUUUGAAAAGUUGUGAAUUGUUAAGUAGUCUUGAAGUUUCUACUGAUGAAAGUUUGCCUCUUGAGAGUAGAGAUAGUUUCUACGAAAUCAAGGUUUAUUGUGUGUUUGAAUUGAUUGAUUCUUGUAUGAAAAGAAUUAAAACCUUGUAUCCUUCUAGGUUUUUAUUAAUGACUGUUAGUGCGUUUAUUAACUUGGCAUACAAGUUAAACAAGCAGUACACUAAUUUAGGAAUUCAUCAUUUUAUUUUGAAAAGAGCUUAUAGUUUUGCAAGAAACUAUAUUAAUUUACCAUUACCAGAUGAUAUUGAUGUUCCCAAAGAAGAUCUUGACAAGAUUUUAAAAGAUGAAGAAUAUUUGCAACGUAAAUUGCUAACUGGUUUCAUAACCAAUAUUAUUUAUUUGAAAAAUGUAAACUAUGCUGAAGGAUAUGCAAUGGAUCAUUUCAGUUGGUUACAGAAACAACAAUCCCAGUCAAGACAUAUUUUUGAAUAUUCUGUGGAUUCCAAUUUGCCAGAUAGAUUUGUUGAAUUGGCGUAUUCUUUUGAUAUUGAAUUGUUAAAUGUUUUUCAAACUUUUAUAACCGAUGCUCAUAAAUUGCUCAUUCCUAUAGAUCGAACCAAAUCUACUGAGGAAAUAACUGGGUUGAUUUUUGAAAAAUUAAUUAUUGAUUACCAGAGAAAUGUUUAUUCCAGUAUUGUCAAUAGUGAUAUGAAGGAAAUUAAGGAUUCUACAAUUGCAGAAUUGAUUUUAUUCACUCAUUCAAUCGCUAUCAAAAAAGAAUUUUCAAACCCAACAAUGACCAUAGCUGAUGUGUUGGCAAUGACUUUGAGACUUAUCGUACCACAAAUGGUUAGUUCUCAGUUUGUUAACUUUGGUGUUGUUGAUAUGGUUGUCUUUUGGAUCUGGUUUACGUUAUAUCAACAGCAAAAUUUGAAUCAUAAUAACUUAUCAUUACAAAUUGAAAGAAUUCCAAAACCUUUAUUCACUAUUUUCCUACAAUGUAUCUUAUUCAUAAUGGUUACAGUAUUUAAAGACAAACCAAAAUUUAGAUAUAUUGUAUUGACUUUAUUAACCAAGAUUUUGGUAUUGUGUCCUGACAUAGGUUAUGAUUUCAUUAAGGAUUCUAUAGAGCAUUGUCCAUAUGAAAAUAUCAAAGCACCUUUAAUUGGAGUUUAUAAAGAAUUAUUAUUGAAAAAUUGUUCGUCUAUUGAUACCUUGGAUAUGGAAAAACUAAAAAUUUCAAAUGAUGCAAAUGGUGAUGAUAAAUCUUCCAAAUCAGCUCCACCUUUACCACCACGUCAAUUAAAGCAAUCAGCAUCUUAUCAAUUAACUGAUGAAAAAUUAGAUGAUUUAUUAGAGUUAAUUGAAGUUGCUGAAUCAGAAGUAUUUGUUGAUGAUUCUAUUGAUCCUACUAAAUUAUCAUCAAUUGCUGCAUUUUUAAACUUAUUGGUUGCUAUUAAACAAGAUCCUGUUAUCAUUUCAAAUAAAGAUAAAGUCAAUGAUAGAUUAACUUCUAUAGAAGAUAAUAUCAAACAAGUUAAAAAUACCACUAAGAAUCAAUUCGAAAUAAAUGCUGGUGAUAUGCUUCAACUUACAAUCGAGAGAUUCAAAGAAUAG
This is a messenger RNA of Candida tropicalis MYA-3404, 2004 nucleotides long. RefSeq names its product Ybp1p (gene YBP1). The transcript has a single exon. The record is from RefSeq and is a predicted model, not a curated record. NCBI's taxonomy places the organism in Eukaryota, Fungi, Ascomycota, Pichiomycetes, Serinales, Debaryomycetaceae. Gene Ontology annotation, biological process: cellular response to oxidative stress. Bases 1 to 2004 code for a protein of 667 amino acids. Gene Ontology annotation, cellular component: cytoplasm.